AUGGAUCAUGGGCGUUAUGCUCCACAACAUGGAUGGGAGAACAACAGUGCACCGAAUGGGUAUGGUGUAAUCAAUGAGCCAGAUUUUAGGUCUGGUGGAUCGUACAAUGGUAGGAGAUCUGUGGAUGAAGGCUUUCCUAGAGAUUCAUAUGGGAGGGGUGCAUUCUGUCAGGAUGCACAUGAUAGAAAUAUGUAUACACCACCACCAUCUGUUGGUGGAAUGUGGUCUCAGCCUCGAAGGAAUCAUGAUGAGGAAUAUGCAACUACAAGAGAUCACAGAAGGCACGACACUAAUUAUCGCAAUGAUGGAAAGCCUCAUGAGUUUGAUUCAUACAGAGGAGUUGAUAGACUCCGUGAUAAUUAUCAUGCUACUGACAACUAUUAUGAAUCUGGCAGUCACCGUGAUUUUGGUGUUGAUAGGAGCAAAAGGAUUGGAAGCAGAGAACGUGCCGAGUUUCAUGGUGAGUUUGAAGACCGGUACCGCAGUUCACACCAAAGCAAAGACGACAGCUAUAAGAGAGAUCAUGAAUAUGGUCGUUACGGUUAUGAUUCGGACUAUGGGAGAGGCAGGAGAGAUAGUAGCUGGAGAAGACGCGAUUCAUGUGAGAGUGAACGCGAAAGAAGUGGAGUAGGCCGUGAAAGAGAGGAAAGUCCAUACAUGCGCCAUAGCCGUUCUCGAUCACGUGGGCGUGAUGACCGAUCAAGAUCACGGUCUAGAUCAAGAUCUCCUCGUGCGAGAAGUCAUGGUCGGAACCAAAGAGAUGGCCUGUAUGAUGAUAAUCGGUUUGACAGAAGAAGGGAAUAUGAUUGGGAUGAUAGGAGGCAUGGUGAUUCAGUGGCCCCAUCUGCCACUGUUGUUGUCAAGGGACUGCCCCUGAAGACUAAUGAUGAUGACCUAUAUCAGAUUCUUGUACAACUUCCUCUUCAUAACUUGUUGCACCGGUUGAAAGUGUAUUGUCUGGAAGCUGCCCGUAGAAUGAUGGAAGCUACUGGAGAGAAUGGUCUCGAAAUUGAUGGCAGGAAUGUGUUCUUUCAGUACAGUAGUAAACCAACCAGUGGGACGGGUGGGCCUUCUCUUGGACAAGAAAAUUUUACACGGCCUACUUAUGGGCACAGGACUGUUGCUGCACCAUGUGAUUGGAUUUGUACUAUAUGCGGAUGUAUGAAUUUUGCCCGCAGGACCUCGUGUUUUCAGUGCAAUGAACCUCGUACUGAGGAUGCUCUACCAGCUGAUGCGACAGGUUCCACUCCACACUUUGGGAGAAGGGGAUCUGAUCUAGGUCCAACUCAUGUUUUAGUUGUUCGUGGCUUGGAUGAAAAUGCUGAUGAGGAAAUGCUUCGGUACGAAUUUGCUAAGCACGCACCAAUAAAGGACAUCCGUCUUGUUCGGGAUAAGUUUACUCAUGUGUCUAGAGGUUUUGCCUUCGUUCAUUUCCAUUCGGUGGAAGAUGCUACGAAAGCUCUGGAAGCUACAAAUGGGAUUACACUUGAGAAAAACGGUCAGGUUUUGCGUGUAGCAUAUGCUAAAAGUACACAUGGACCUGCAUCAGGGGGUUCGCAGUCAAACAGCCUUGCUGCAGCUGCCAUUGAGGCUGCAUCAUUUGCUCAGCAGUAUGAUGCCAUAGGUUGGGCUCCAAAAGAGUACAAUCCUGAUGACAAACAGAACAGCAACUCUGAAUCUCAAAAAGAUGGUGACGCAGCACAGUCGGGAUUUGUUUGGGAUGAAAAAUCUGGUUACUACUAUGAUUCCGCAUCUGGAUUCUAUUAUGAUGGAACUACUGGCCUUUACUAUGACAGCAACUCUGGAGUUUGGUAUUCAAUUUAUCAACAGACUCAACAAUAUGUCCCUUGUAACGACCAGAGCAAUACUAAGGCAGCCGGGGAGGCGGCCAGUGAAAACACGAAGACCUCAGAUAGUAAUAGUGGCAAAAAGGUUGUGAUCUCUGCGCCUGCUGCCACAAUUAAACAAAAUGAGAAAACUUCACUUCCUGAUGCUGUUCAAGCUGCUGCAAAUGCAGCCCUGGCUGCAGAAAAGAGAGAAAAGGAGAAGGCAAAAGAGAUUAAAUUGGCCUCAAAAAGUAGUCUCAUAGCUAAUAAGAAGAAGAUGAACAAUGUCCUAGCCAUGAAUUGCAUCGACCCAAAUGUUGGAUUCAAUGUAAAGCCUAGACCUGUCAGUAACAGCUUAGGGACUACAGUUAUGGGUGUCAUAAGAGGUUCUGCUAGAGGAGUGAUCAAGUCGGAUACUACGUUUCAUGCAUUAUCUGAUGCUGGGAGCACUGACUCCCGCACUACUAUAACCACAAGAGCAAGUGGGUUAAUGACAAGUCCUGAGGCACUUGUAACUCCUGCACCCUUCAAAACUGAUGUGUCUGCCUUAGUCUCUAAUACUUCAUCGGGAGUUUCUGGGAGUGGUAAACGUCGAUUUUCUGAGGCACGAGUGCAAUCCCAGUACAGGGAUCGAGCUGCAGAAAGACGAAAUCUGUAUGGAUCAUCUCUUGGCACUGAUGCUGUUGGACUGGAUUCAACUGGUGACUAUCCGUCCCGAAAGGGUUCAAGUGAGAUAGGGUCGAUGCCGUUUCCUCCUGGUGUGGGUGAACGUUCCAGUGGUGAAAUUGGCAACAGCGAAAACUAUGAAAUUAUUACCACUGAUAGAGCAAUUGACGAAAGCAAUGUGGGCAACCGUAUUCUACGCAACAUGGGGUGGCAAGAGGGACUGGGUCUUGGAAAGGAUGGCAGCGGUAUCAAGGAACCAGUCCAGGCAAAAUCCGUGGACGUCAGGGCUGGACUGGGAAGUCAGCAGCGAAAGGCUGAUCCAUCCCUGGAGGCCCAAGCCGGGGACAGCUACAAAACCGUCAUCCAGAAGAAGGCCAUGGCAAGAUUCAAGGAGAUGUCCUAG
Molecule: messenger RNA, 2895 nt
Organism: Miscanthus lutarioriparius
Lineage: Eukaryota; Viridiplantae; Streptophyta; Magnoliopsida; Poales; Poaceae
Source: the annotation of a GenBank genome assembly